AUGAAAUUAACCAGAGUAUUUUAUAUCAUUGCCUUCCUCUUAACCAUCAAGAUUUUAGUACCUGGAUUCAACAAUGUUGAAGUUGAAGCAAAGAAUCCAGUUGCUGAUGCCAAAUCUGUAAAGAAAGUAGAUGAUGAUAUCCAAAGAAAACAAAGAAAUCAGAAAAUUUUGCUCAUAUCAUCCGUAGCCACAAGUGUAGCUAUAAUCUUAGGUAGUUUAUUAGGAGGCUUAGGCUAUUACAAACAAAAGAAAAUCAGAGGAGGAAAUGUACCAGCUGCACCAGUAAAACACACAGGAACUAAACUAGAAGGAAAACCAUCAUCAGAUGAUACAAAGCUAUCUUCAACUGGUAGUCAAGGAACCACAACUUUAAGCACCAACACUUCAACCGGUCCAUCAAAAACAUAUACUAAUUCCUUUUAA
Messenger RNA from Plasmodium malariae, 423 nucleotides. Its product is annotated as early transcribed membrane protein. The transcript has a single exon. The record is from RefSeq and is a predicted model, not a curated record. The coding region runs from base 1 to 423 and encodes 140 amino acids. Lineage: Eukaryota; Apicomplexa; Aconoidasida; Haemosporida; Plasmodiidae.